CUGAGCCGUCCGCGGGGAAGGUUGUGUGUCGUUGGGAGCUCUCGCUGCCUCAGCCUCCUCAGUCUUGGUGCCAAGGUGUUGAAAAUACAAUUAAGACGGAACCUACACUUAAGGCUGAAGACACCGCAAACUAUCGAGCUUAAACAAGUGAUUAGUACCUAAGAGGCUAACAAGGCCAUUAGCGGAUUGUUAAAUAAUCCCUGUACCAGACUGUUGCUAAAACACAUUAGUAAGAUUUAGAAGGAUAAUUGAUGUUAAUUAACAGGUUAAUUAACAUGAAGGAUGUUAAUUGAUGUUAAUUAACACGUUAAUUAAUAUCCUCUCACCUAUCAUCCUUCCUUCCGUUAUAUGAGGAUGUUUGAUAUCUUACUGAGGAUGUUUGAUAUCUAACUGAAGAUGUUGAUAUCUAACUGAAGAUGUUGAUAUCAUGUCGAGGAGGCUUCGUGGAGAUCUCGGACGGGAGAAGAGUGACCGAGACGACCGCUGACGGACUCAACUCCCUCAGAAUUUGCGGCGAAGAUGAGCGACUACAUCCACCAGUCGUCCUCUACAGCGACACCAGCACGGCCACCAUCUCCUUCCGCGUGAGUGAGAAGUGGGGCAGCCCACGGUUCAUCGCCUACUACAGCUUCCCGCGCAUUACUGACCCCGUCACCGGCAUCAAGCACAGAGGAGGCACCAGGAUGGAGUACACAGCCUGCGACUGGGUGUACCAGGACGUGCACUGCACCAGGAGAGGUGACUGCGAGAUCACGUCACCAGGUUUCCCAGGAAUGUAUCCGGCCCACGUCCGCUGCCGCUACCUGGUGGUCAUGUCUAGUCCGGAUACAGCAGGAAAUGUCACCUUUCUCACCAUGGAUCUUCACCCACAGCGCUGCUCCACCGACUACGUCGCUAUCUACGCAGGAACCUCCACCUCCUCCCCCCUCAUCGCCUCCCUCUGCGCCUCCGACAAGAGGACCAUCUCAUUUUCGGGUCCAAACGUUCUACUGGAUUUCAGUUCUGGACCUCGCAGCCCGCCAUACAAGUACAGCGGCUUCCACGCCGCCGUGGACUUCACGGGAGUGGUUGGGCUUCCUCAUCCGGAACCCCUCUCGCCCACCGCCCCCCCUGUCUCCCAUACACUCAGCGACCCGACAGGGCACACGGUGGGGACAGAAUGCCAGCGGGUGUACUGGAGCAACCAAACAAGGGACGGCAUUUUCGACACCUCAGCCCUGUGCCCUGGCAGUCAGCGGUGCUGUGUUCGCUUCAUCGGUAAUCCGGACGAGGUCAUUCAGAUCUCUCUCUUCAAGUACAAAUUAGGGGGCAGAUCGUGUUCCUCAGAGGCUUCCAUAUACGACGGACUAAACAGAGAAGGACGGGACAACCUCCUGCGGAAGCUGUGCGGCCCGGUGUCCCGGGAACCGCGGGGCAACUCUGGCAGGUUCCUGCAGCAGGUCUUCUUCCUCUCCUCCUCCAACACCAUGGAGGUCGAACUCAAGCUGGCGCCGGGCACUAAUUUCCUCAACCAGUUCCUGGUCGGUGGAUACUACUUCCAUAACUCACGCGUAGAGGGCACCAAGAAGCCGACCAGCGUCUGUGACGUGAUGUUCUAUGGGGCCGCCAGCCCCAGACACGGCUACGUCACCCACCCCUCCACUACCCUCCUCUGGAACGUGGAGGGUCAACUUAACUGUAGCUACUUGUUCGUUCCUACGGCCUCCCAGUCGCUCUCACUCACGGUACGGGAGGUGAGUCUGAGUGCCACAGAGGGCCACUGCUCGACCCAGUGUGGGGAGGAAGGAUGCCAGUGCCACCCAACCACGGUGCCUCUGCAGCACGUCGAUCACCUUCUCUUUGUCCACACUCAGACCCACAAGAUUAUCUCCUGCCACUGUGGCCCCAUCAAGGAGGUGCAGGAGAUGACGGUGGACACCGCAGGGGGAGUGGACAUCAUCUACCACGUCUCCCACUUCACCUGGGCUUCUCAGGGCUUCAACUUCUCCCUCGAGUACGCCUUCCUCCCAGCCACCAUCUGCGGACCCACCUACCACAAGACACCCACAGGAGAGUUGGGGCCCAAGAGCUACACGGCGCCAAUCACCACCUACUUGUUCGUUACUUGUAAUUGGGUCAUCAACUGCCAGCCUGGUUCUGCCCUCGCUAUCACCGUCACCCCGCCCAAACACGGAAACUGCAACUCCUGGAAUCUGACCCUUGAGACGACGGAACGGGACUCCAAGAGGGUGCUGGGGACAGCUUGUGCGUCUCAAGACACCCUCCUCUUCCACGUCCCCGUCAACCACCUGUCUGCGUUAAUCACGCUGGAGAUGCGUGGUCCGGGUCGCCCUGACUGGCUUGUGGCUUGGAACACCCACUGGCCCCAACACACGCCUCCCACCACCUCCGUCUCCCCCAAGCCUGAGCACUCCAGGACCGUCAACGCCCUCCCCACUAGGAAGACGUUUAGAGUGAGCUCCGGCGUACGGUCAGCGAGAGUGAGGGAGAGAGCGAAGUGCCGACGCGGCCGCGUGGUGUUGACGAUAGUGGUGGCGACGGUGUUGGCGCUGAGAGGCCUCUCCAACACCCUCUGACUCCCUCUCCAUCACCGACGACGCGGCAGCGGUAGCCGCAGUGGCUGCCGCAGCGGUGGCCGCAGCGGCAGCCUCUCCACGACUCUUGCUCAAGACAAGACUCUUGCUCAAGACUCUUGCCCACACAUCAGCCGGGCGACUUCGCGCGGGCGCUCUUUCCGUCCCAAGUCCAACCUCACUUGGACUUGCUAGCUAUGGUGCUGCCCCGGAGCAACUGGACUUGCCCCUCUUUGGCCUUGUACACACACACUCUAUACAGGGUAUCAAUAAACACACAUACCCAAACACACACAUUAGGGGUUUAUCGAUUAUUCUGUCUCGCGACGGCUACAAUAGUCGAGUUGAACACAGUGGCUUCCAUAGCCAGGAUAAUGGCAGGAGUGGCGUAUAUAUAUAUAAAUAUAUAGGCCUACGGUGGCUCUCAGGGCAUAUAGAUUUAGGCGUUUUUUGAUACAAAAUAUAUUAAAUAAAAUUGUCUGGGCAGGUGGGUAGUUGGAUUGGGUUUCUUCUCACCAAUCACCAGUAUUUUUGUACAAGUGUGCGUGUGUGUGAUUCUUUUUACGGGUUAUUCAUGCCCGUGCCACCUCUUAGGUGGCUCAAUCUUUAUCAAUCAAUCUGUGACUCUUCCCUUGUUUGGGUGUGUGGUUGCGUGUGGUAUUGGACUCUCGGUCGGGGGUACAUAAGGGUCAUUCCCACACUGCUCAAGGGAUUGGGGUGGGAAGCUGUUGUUGUUGUUUAAGAUUCGCUACUCAGAACAAUAAGUUCCAGUAGCACGGGCUAUGGUGAGCCCGUAAGGGUGGGAAGCAAAACAAAGCUGUAUAUGUAUGGGGUUAGGAGGGGUGUGUGGGGGGGGAUGGAGGUGGUGCAGCGGCAGGUGUGUGGUGUAGGUGUGUGGUGGUGCAGGUGUGGGUGCAGCAGGGGUAGAUACAGGUGUAAGUGCAGUGGUUUUAAGUUUGAAGGAUCUAAAUAAGGUGAUCACAAUAGAUCUUGCACUCAAGGGCCACACUCAAAAUCCACCAUCACGUUCUCCCAUAUCACUCCCACAUCACUCCCACAUCACUCCCACAUCACUCCCACAUCACUCCCACAUCACGCCCAC
Molecule: messenger RNA, 3675 nt
Organism: Procambarus clarkii (red swamp crayfish)
Lineage: Eukaryota; Metazoa; Arthropoda; Malacostraca; Decapoda; Cambaridae
Source: RefSeq, a predicted model, not a curated record